Suillus subaureus is the source of this 1584-nucleotide messenger RNA. RefSeq lists its product as uncharacterized. Gene Ontology annotation, molecular function: ubiquitin-protein transferase activity. The record is from RefSeq and is a predicted model, not a curated record. The transcript has 6 exons. Gene Ontology annotation, biological process: protein autoubiquitination. The coding region runs from base 1 to 1584 and encodes 527 amino acids. NCBI's taxonomy places the organism in Eukaryota, Fungi, Basidiomycota, Agaricomycetes, Boletales, Suillaceae.
AUGAAUUCACUGGCAUUCGAACGUGCACCUGGUCCAUCGCGGCGUAAUAACGGUUAUCGUCGGCCAAAUCCUACGUCAGGAGAUGCACCAUCUAACUCAAGGACCAGUCAGCGACGCAAGAAAUCACGCUCCCCGGACGCGUGGAAUCCUCAGCUCCAAUUUGCCGCGCAAAGAUCUGAGCCAGCUCAACCCGAAGGAGGAAAGAAAAAGAAAUCGACAACUCCCCUGCCUUUCGAUAGCAGGCCCUUUCUUGCACCACUUGACGAUGCCAAUUUUGAGAGAGGUCGCAAGCACAAGUCCAAAUCACGCCAGCAAGGUCGCUCGGCAGUGGAGCACCCUGCUACCGCAUCGGCUCUUGCCGCAGAGAACAAGCUCACGAAAGAUAGAUCCAAGUCGAGAGACUCGACCUACAGACAACCUUCGAAAGCCUCGACAUCCGACUCGGAAGGUGUCCAGGCGCUCGUGGACCUUCACCUCGAGUACCAGGGUCCGUUCGCAGCUGCUGAACUUACCAAGCUUAAGCGAGAAAUUGAAAUGUGGAAGAAAGUAGCCCAUGAUAAUAAGAAGACAAUUAAGAAGCAGAAUAAGAUAAUUGAAGAGCUUCGCCAGAAAGCAAGUGCAAAUGAGAAGAAACUGAAGGAGACGGAAAGUCAAGUGAGUAAGGCACAAAACAAGGUGAAGAAGUCUGAAGAUGCCAUCAAUAAUGUCGAAACGAAUGUUCAAUGCCAAAUUUGCAUGGAGUUGUUACUCAAACCAUAUGCGUUAUCACCAUGUGGCCACGUUCUUUGUGUUUCAUGCCUGCAGGAGUGGUUCAAGAAAGCACCCCCCGGUGACGAUGAAAUGUACGACGACGACGAUCCUGAUUACCUACUUUUCCGAAAGAAGACUUGCCCAUGCUGUCGUGGUAACAUUCGUAAUCGGCCCAUUCCCGUUUUCAUCGUCAAAUCCAUUGCAUCCACAUUGUUAAAGGUUCGAGGAACAUCUCCCAACAUUUCAUCUCCCACUGCUGGAUCCCCUCCCGCUGAUGCGGAUCCAUGGGAAGGUUUAUUCCCGCCUGAUGACGAAAUAGAGGAUUAUGGGAGCGAGGAUGAUGACGAGGAAGACGACGAUUGGCUCGAUGAAGAUGUCUUCAGUUACGGUACGGGUAGUGAUGAAGAUGCAUAUGGUGGCGAUUACGUCUUACCUCAGUGGGAACCACCAGCAACCGUUAUCGACGAAGAGGACUACCUCUUCGACCGUUUGGGCCACAAUGACCUCAACGUCCUUCGGCGCGGUGCUACGCUUGCUAUGCUCCAUGAAUGUGACAUGUACUAUGUACAUGAUGAAGGACUUGUCGCGCACGACGAACUCAACAAUCGCAUCUUCCUCGGGUGGAAUAUUUCCCUCAGCGCAGAUGAUGAAGAUGGUUCAAGGUACAUCGAAUGGGUCACGCAGGACAUGGAUGACCGCCCUGAGCGUUGGAGGAUGGUGCACCUUGACAAUGGGAAGUAUGAGGCUCAUCGGCUUGUCCCAGAGGAUGAUGUGUGUGAUUACAGUGACAGCGACUCUGAACACUAUAUGGCAGAGUCUGACGUUGACUUCUAG